This is a messenger RNA of Candidozyma haemuli, 8358 nucleotides long. RefSeq lists its product as uncharacterized. Gene Ontology annotation, biological process: retrograde transport, endosome to Golgi; intracellular protein localization; endocytosis. Gene Ontology annotation, molecular function: copper ion binding; oxidoreductase activity. NCBI's taxonomy places the organism in Eukaryota, Fungi, Ascomycota, Pichiomycetes, Serinales, Metschnikowiaceae. Bases 1 to 8358 code for a protein of 2785 amino acids. The record is from RefSeq and is a predicted model, not a curated record. The transcript has 2 exons. Gene Ontology annotation, cellular component: Golgi apparatus; membrane; endocytic vesicle.
AUGGCUACCGAUAUUGAAAAAGUUAUUGCAAACUUCGACAAAGAAGAGGCCACUGAGUAUGCAAGUGAGUUGUAUCUUCUUUUGAAGAAUUACGCUGAAGCAGAAGAUGAUCUCAAUUAUCAAGACAUCUGGUCUCAAUUGACGCGGUUAAUUCACGCAUACUGCAACUUAAAGGACAACGAAGGAGAUACAAAGAAUAAGGCCAAGGCAAUCGAGGAUAAUGAGAAAUUUCGGCUGAUGGGAUCGCUCAAUUUGUUCAAGUUGAUCUCGAGGAAUCUCAUCAUCGUUCUUGGAAAGCUCACCAACAAGAUCUAUGAUACCGCCAAUGACUUAUUCCCUUACCUUACUUUGACAGACAAUGGCCAUCUCUCCUUUUCAGGAAAGGCAGCUUCAGUGGUUUUAAUUGACCUUUUUGAGAACUACCCACAUCAUUUGACAUCGCUUCUUAGCUUUGGUGCCACGGUCGCCUAUAAGUUGAUUAAGAAGAAUUCUUCGAUCGAUAGCAAUAUCAUAUACCUUCUUGCCUCAAUCCUUAAGAAUGCUCUGAAGGCAGACGUUGAUGAUAAGUUCCAGGCUAAGUUGGUGAAGAUUUUCCUGAAGAAUAUCUUGCUGAGUGCAUUGAAAAAUAAUGCUGCUGACCUGGAAGCCAAUAACUCGUCCGUCUUACAAGUGGAGUACUACAUUCUAGGCCUCAAAAAUCUUCUUAUUAUGCUGUCAGCAUCCCAUUAUGAGCAGCUACUCGAGUUCUCCGCGUCUUCCACAUCUGGAUCCAAGCUUAAACCGGAGGCUAUCAUGACUCAGCAACAUCAAUUCCAGAUAGGGCUCUUGAACAACCAUAAGAAGGUGAUUCAGUUCGGCUUUUCUUCUCAAUUCCCUCAGGUUAGGCAUGCUACUGUUGCACUUCUAUCUCAUUUGCUUCAUAAUUUUGUUGACACUGGUAAAUUCAACGCGAUAGAAUAUCUCAUCGAAGCGUAUCCAUUCCCGUCACUGAGUACCUGGAAUAACCAAGCACAUCAUAGAAUUGAAAAUGAAGUGGAGUUAGGGUUUCCCUCGAGGAAAGAUCACAAUAUCAUCCUGACGCACAACAGUGAAGCGUUGAUCGACUCUAAAAUCAACCUCAAAAACCUUCAGUAUGGCUACGUCGAGUCCAUGGUCAUGUAUAUGCAACUACAACAAUUUCAAGACUGGAGUUUCUAUGCCUCCUCAAUCACCGCAAUUUUCGACUUGAUUUUGUCCAAAUUCAGUGGUUUGAACCAUGCGCCUCAUGUGCCCACUUCGGAAUGGAAUGUGGUUUUGGCCCAAUGGACUAUUGUUGUUGAGUUCUUGAUAAAGGAAAGCGGCGCCUCCAUCCAUGAGGUAGUCGCACAGUAUAUCGUGAAUCGUUUCUCCGCAUCUGCGGAUUCAGAGGACUUCUCCCGAUCUGCUUCGCCUGAUCCUAGGUCAUCUAAGCCUAGACGCCAGGAAGCAAGCUUGUUCCGUUUCAAGUCGACCAAAAAAACGAAAGCAAAGAGCAUGGACAACUCUCAUAUCACGCCCUACACUAAUCCUUACCAGGCCUCUCUUUUGCUACUGGUUGUGAACUUACUUGUUCCUUAUGCAAUUAAUUUUACAUCAAUUGACAAUCUGCAACCUGAGGAUAGCAAGGUUGAUGGUGAAGCGGCUGAAGAAGGCGACGAAACUACGAAUAAGGUUCUUGAUGGAGAGACAGCGCUUCCUGCUAGAGGUAAUGACUAUAUCAGCAACCUUCUUCUUUCAUUGCUCGUUAACGACUCGGAACAGAUCAGAAACCAUGCAACAUCGUCUUUGCUUCUUUACGCGAACGUGAACAAAUCCCAAAGCAACAGCUUGAUACUUCAGUUGUUUCAGUCGGUGACGCUGGAAUUGAAUUCCGACUUACGAAGUGAAAGCUCUUCAGAAAAAAAUGUUUCAGGAUUUCAGGCAGUCAGGCUUUUUAGCAAUUCUUUGGCAUUGCUGUCUCUCAUAAAACAAGCGGAUUCAACCCUUCUCCAAAACUCAACAAUUGCAAAGAUUCUCAGUUUCUGCACCCAAAAUUUGAAGCAUAGCAGUAAUGCAAAUAAGAAGUUUCUCACCAAUGCAGCUUGCUGGAUAAUUAUGUCCAGCUUGGUCACCUUCAAUGAGACAUCGGAAUUUGUCAAGUUGAAUUCGUCUCAAUUCUUGGUAUUUUGGAAAAACCUUUUGACUUCCCAAUUCAUCAGUGCUGAUAUCGGCAACAUGUCUGACAAUGCCCAACUUAGCGAGGUGAUGAAUAACCUUACACUUAGAUCGCUAAGCCUCAUUUGCUUGCAUAACUACAUCGACUCAGCUCAGUCUAGCAAUGAAUUGUCACGGCAACUUCAGUUUCUUCUAGUCAAGUCUUACAACUACCUCACAUAUUUGGAGUCUACAUUUGAAAGCAUUGGCUUGUUGACUUCAUUUAAUGCCCAGUCGUUCAAUGAAAGUGAGUUCAAUCCAAAUUUAGUGGGUAACCUUAUCUUUUCGAACUUCAACACUGCCACUUCUCUUCCCGCCCAGAAUAGGCUUACAAGCCUCAUACUCCAUAACAAGAAGGUUGUUCUUCUGGGAUUCAUUAAACUUGCGCCAACCCUCAAACGUGACGUUAAUUCAAGUCUUGUUGUGUUUCUUACGCGUGUGUUUGCAGACGCAAAAUGUUUCUCGAGGUUACCAGUUACUGAUGCAUUGAAAGAGAAAGCGAAACUGAGUAAAAGCAAGUCAAGUACUACCAAAGUAGCCCAUGAGAAUGCUUCCUUGGUAAAACUUGAAGAAGAAUAUAAUUACGAUUUUGGAUUGACAAGCAAAUUCAGAUACGUGGAGCUGAACGUGAUAUCCGAACCAGAAACUGUUGCUGCCAACGCUGAGCCUUCUGGUGAGGGUGAUCUCCGGGGAUGGGCCUCUUCGUUUGAAGAACGGGUUAACGACGGGUCGUAUUUUGCUUUUGAUAAUGACCCAGCUGUGUUCUUGUUGAAGGGAUCUUCAGAGACGCCAACGCGGUCAAGAGGUAUUAUCACGUCUAUCGUUGACAAAUCGAUUGAAUUGUUUCAAUACGUGUUUCCAAAUUUGACAUUUAAAAUCCAGUUUUCGCUUCUCGAACAACUUAGGGCAUCAUUAACUCAAAAGAACUCUGAUCCAUUGAGGCACACUGCCAUUCAGAUAAACGACUCUGUUGCUUUAAAUGGUCUACUCAAAUACUAUACGGCCAUAGGGGGCUUUAUGGAUGGUCAGAUUCUCAAUGCCGUGCUUGAUACCGUGGAAAAGAUCAAUCUGGACAAUAUCGAGGUCAACCUCCUAAAUGCUGAAACAGUUGGCAUGGUUUCGAAAAUGCUUUCGAAGGACGAUGUUGAUGGUACUGUGGCGCGUUAUAUUAACGACAUAGUGAAACAAUCGGAGCCAUCAGCAAGAGGAAAGCUACUCAUUUAUCUUGCAUCCAUCUUUAAAUUUACUCAUAGUGGGUUCUCUAACAUUUUAGAUGUUGUCUUGCAACUAAUGAAAGACCCUAACCCUAUCAUGGCAUACUACUCGUCGAAGGCUUCAGCUAUCUUGCUUGAGAAUGCUCUAGGUAACGAGCAUUUGGUGAAGGAGUUGAUCCACCAAGUGUACCUUAACACGCUUAAUGAUGACUUUGGCCUUAAUCUUGACAAUGGCUUUCUCGCUAAUCUUCGGGCUUCCUACAAGUUUCAUGCUGUUUAUUCGAGAAUCGUUUCCUAUAGCGUAACAUCACUCGGGCCCGCGCUCAAAAGCUGCGAUAAGGAACUCAAGGUUGAAAUCAGAAACUUGCUUAUCCUCUUUGCCAACGGUGUUGGCAGCUAUGACUCUGAUGAAUAUGUCAAUGUGGUAAGAGAUGUUCUAGUGACGUUUCAGGAGAUACUUAUCUUCGACUUAUCAUUUGUUCCUGAGUUUUCCAAAUGGUUCCACCUGGAAGCUGUCGAUGUCAUCAAAGGAAAUGCAAAGAUUGGAGUCGGGGUUUUGGGACCUACUUCGCCAUGUCAUGAAUCUAUAUUUCCUGUUUCAACCUGUUUCGGUCUCUACGAAUUGGCAUUCGCUAGUCUAUUAGAAAUGACAAAGGUUGGUAUUCUGACUUUACAGAAGGAGAAUGUUAAUCUAGCAUGGAUUGCAAUGGAAAUUCACCCAUGUGACUCUCUUAAACAGCUUAUUAAGUACUGGGUUGAUUCAAAUCCAGAAAUGGUAUGGUUUGCACAAGUCAAUGCACUCUUCAAACUGUCUACUCGAAAGCUCACGGGUCCAUUUGUGGAGCAUAAUUAUCAAGUGAAAUUGCUUCCAUUGACUCAACGACAGAAAAAGAAGAACACCGGAGGUAUCGAUCUUAAGGAUGACGAGGUGAGAAAUAUUGUUAACGAGGACCAGGAUACGGAAGAUAAGAAUGAACCCAUUACUUGGGAGUUCCGUCUGUUCUUGUACGACCUUAUUAUCCAGAUACUCUCUGCUGCGGAAAAGAAACCUGUGCUCAUGUCAUCUCUCACCAACAAGAUACAAGAAGUUGUUCGGAUGUCGUUCUUGGGUACGACAUCUCCAAUCCCGGCUAUCAACUUGAAAGGUGUGGCUUUGUUGGACAAUGCCCUUAGUCUCUUCGGUCAUCUCGAAGACCCCCUUUAUCCUGGAAUUUCUAUAUUGGAGCAGCAACAAGCCCAGAUUAUCAGUGCCUUGGUUCCGUGUUAUGGCCCACAAAGUAACGCCGAAUUGAUCGUGAACGCCAUCAGCGUCUCUUCGAAAUUUAUAAACUUGCCGAGGAUCAAAUUUUAUUCAAAGCAGAGAAUUUUGAAGACAUUGGUUUGCUUGUUGGAGGAAGUUUCAUCGAAUAAGUUCUUGAAGUUUACUUAUUUGGAAGCCAUGUCUGAAUUUAGCAGAAAGGCGAUUCAAUUAUCAAUUUUGGAUUGUUGGGCUCUGGUGAGAAUUGAUAUCCAACAACAUGCAGAAGAUGGAAGUGACGAGUUUGGCGCAAUCUUAUCGAAGUACUCUGAGUUGUUGAUCUCACUCUGGAUACUAGCCUUGAAUGAUUUGUCGUCACUCAGAUACACACAGCCUACCAGCCGUGAGGUAGGGUUGUAUUCGGACUGUUGGCUUGAUUUUGUUGAAGUUUUGACAAUUGAGCUUGAAGAAGACAGCACAAGGGUUACCAAGCUUCUUCAAGAUGACUCGAAGGAUUUCUUUUUUGUCUUAUUCUGUCAAUGCGCAGAAUCCUUGAUUAAGAACCAGAAUACGACUAGAGUGCUUCUGUCAGUCAAGCGCCUUGUCAGCAUACCAGAGCUCGUGGAGCACUUGUUGGCGGACGACAUAUUUGGUGAAGUCAUAGACUUGCUUGAUCGUUUGAUUUUAGUCGAGGAGGAGACCGAGUCAAAAAUAGAAGUUAUUGAUAUUGUCCUGACGUUAGCGAAGGUUCAUCUGGGAAAAGUUAAGAACGAGGAAAAUAAUGAGAAGUUACUUGAGCUCUUACGAGUUGCAAUGUUGCCAUUGUUCAGCAUUUUUGUCUUCCUUAGAGAAGACUUCAAUCAUGAAGAUGUUACUCAACAGGUUGCUUUGAAGAGAUGCAGCUCCGCAUCAAACCUAUUGAUUCUCAAGAAGCUGUUGUCCGCAGCAAUUGGAAUAUUAAAGUGUUUCCAAGGGGAAGUCAAGUCAAACAUCUGCUCUUGCUUAUUCUACUUAUUUGCAAAGUUCUAUGAGCACGAUGAUGAUAAUCUCAUAGGGGUCAUCUUGCCAUAUUUGAAGCUCGUCGUGAACGAGCUCGGAGAUGAUAAAACAGAAACUGUUCAGUCUUUCUUCCAGAUUUUGAAGAGACAAGGAUUCUUUAGCGCUACGAGAAACAAGAAUAAUCACGUCAUAACUGUCGUUCUCUUGCUUACAAACAGUGACAUUAAACUUGAUGCGGAUGAAUCAAAGAUUCUAGCAAAUGCUAUCUUGCGUUUGAUCGAAGACUCGGAGUAUGCGUCUGCCGGAAUCCAAUCUAUCAAGUCGCUCUUGAGACAGUCAGAUUCACCUUUGCAGUCGCUUAUCGUGAAACAGAUUGUGCAAACGCUUCUCUUACAAUUGGCAGGUGAUGGCAAGGAUGUUAAAAUUGACUUACGCCUAGCAUUUGAAAUUAUUAUCGUGUUUUCUCAGUCGGAAGGGGUAAAGAACGAUACGAGCAAAAUCGUUCCGUUGUAUGCGGCACUCAUUCCGUUACUAGUGAAACACGAUGUUGCAGGCACGAUUGAUGGAGAUUAUCUACACGGGAAAACGGUCUUGCUUUUAACUAAGAACCCCGAAGCAUUUAAGACGGUCGUGAAUGAAUACCUCGAUGAGUCACAGAAAGCAACCGCAGAGAAAUUGGUGAAGAAGACCAGAGGACACACUCAAGUCGACAGUACAAAUGACUCGACCAUCGAAUUGAAGACCUUUGGUCACAAGUACAUGAUGUUACAUAAUUUGGGCAAGCUAACUUUCAGCUUCCUUUGCCUCUUGCCUUUGGCGCUUCAGGCCCAUGCGAAGACCCAUGAGUAUAAUUUCGAUGCUUCUCUUAUUAAGCAUAACCCAGACGGUGUCUUCGAAAGAGAGGUUAUCGGUAUCAACGGGCAAUGGCCUCUUCCUAUCAUAAGGGUAGCCAAGCAUGACAGGGUUGUGAUCCAUCUUACAAAUUCCAUGACCGAUCGCAAUACGUCGUUGCAUUUCCACGGUUUGUUCAUGAACAAUACUAAUGCUAUGGACGGCCCUGAAAACCUCACUCAGUGUCCUAUCCCUCCAGGUCACACUUUCACUUACGAUUUCACUGUCGACGCUCAAGCCGGUACUUACUGGUACCAUUCUCAUUCUGGCUCUCAGUACAGUGAUGGUCUCCGAGCAAUGUUUAUUAUCGAGGAGGAAUCUCCAGAUCUCUAUCCUUUCAAGUUUGAUGAAGAAGUUCCACUCACUAUUUGUGACUGGUACCACUCUGAGAGCAGUGAUAUCAUGAAGCAGUUUUUGUCGAGAUAUAACCCUACCGGUGCUGAACCUAUCCCUCAGAACUCUCUCUUCAAUGAUACUAAGAACGUCACCUGGAAUGUCGAGCCUGAUACUACCUACUUCUUGAGAAUCGUGAAUAUGGGUAUGUUUGUCAGUCAGUAUUUGUACAUUGAGGACCAUACCUUCACUAUUGUUGAGGUUGAUGGUGUCUACGUUGAGCCAGUUGAAACCCUGUCGCUUUAUAUCACUGUCGCUCAGAGGUAUGGUGUUUUGGUGAAGACCAAGAAGGAUGUCUCCAAUAAAGCCUUCCGUUUUGUCAAUGUUCUCGACGAGCCAAUGCUUGAUUUGAUUCCAGAUGAUCUUCAAAUGAUCUCCACAAACUAUGUGCAAUAUGGUCAUGGUGACGUUGAGAAACCUGACCCCUUGGAGAACGGUAAGGGCAAAUUUGACGAGCUCGAGGCAACUCUUGAUCCUUACGAUGAUUUCAAGUUAAUUCCUGUGAGAAGAGACCCUCUCUACGCUGAGCACGACUUGCAGAUCGUUCUCAACUUCGAAAUGGACAAUCUUGGAGAUGGUGUCAACUAUGCUUUUUUUAACGGAAUCACCUACACUGCACCAAAGGUUCCCACUCUCUUUUCCGUGCUUUCUGCCGGUGAGCACGCUAAUAAUGCUGCGAUUUACGGGUCUAACACGAAUACCUACGUCUUACAGCCUGGUGAGAUCGUUGAAAUUGUCUUGAACAACAUGGAUGCGGGUAAGCAUCCUUUCCAUCUCCAUGGUCACGUCUUCCAGACUGUUUUCCGUUCCGAGGGUACUGAUGACGACGACAAUCCCGAGGUUUACGACCCUUCCAAUCCUGACCAUGAUAAGCAUCCUGAAUUCCCAAUGCUCAGAGACACUGUCAUGGUGCAUCCUAAUGGUUUUGUGAAGCUUAGAUUCAAGGCUGAUAACCCAGGUGUUUGGUUUUUCCAUUGCCAUGUUGAUUGGCACUUGGAACAGGGUUUAGCAAUUGUGUUGGUUGAAGAUCCGCAGCUGAUCCAGGAGAACCAGCAGGAUAUCCCCAAAUCACACCUUGAAGCUUGUAGUAAGUUGGAUAUCCCUGUGAAGGGUAAUGCUGCUGGUAAUUAUGGUGACACUGAGGCUUCGUGGCUUGAUCUCUCAGGCGAAAAUGUUCAGAUGAAGCCUUUGCCUCCAGGAUUCACCCCUAAGGGAUACGUUGCUAUUGUGGUCUGUGCAUUGGCUGCUCUUUUUGGUAUUUACACCAUCUAUGUCUACGGCAUGGAGGAUGUUAACACGGAGGAUGCUGAGCACAUGGUGCAAAAGUUGUAUCAAAUUCUUGGAGAGAAUGAUCAGGCAGAGCCUGAAGAACGUGAGAGACUCACUGAGCCAUCAGCAAGCGCCAACGAGUAA